ACAAACCUUCUCUUCCAGAUAAUAGAAGCUGGUCCGCCGAGCAGAAUUUCGGCUGGUGUGCUGCAUGGUCGAUGUCGCAAACGGCCAACGCCAUCGAAUUCGAUUAUUUUCAAGGACCAUUUGAAGAACUUAGUUUAUAAUACAACCCUUCAAGACCAUCAAAAUAUGAUGAAGAAACGAGGCUUGACGUUGAACGCCCAUCAAACUCUCGUGGUCCGGUUGCGGUAUAUCGCCGAGUACGUUAUUCGCAGUCUGAACGAGUUCGGUUGGGCGGUAGUAGACAAUUUCUUGGGUGAUGAACAUUGCCGUUUUACCUACAAGUGA
Ostertagia ostertagi is the source of this 324-nucleotide messenger RNA. NCBI's taxonomy places the organism in Eukaryota, Metazoa, Nematoda, Chromadorea, Rhabditida, Trichostrongylidae. The record is from the annotation of a GenBank genome assembly.